CUCGAAAUACCUAUAUAAGCAACACUUCCCUUUUCCCUUUUCCUGAGUAUCUCUUCUUGCUACAAUUAAAAUUAUCUUUCCUAGAAAUUGCCGUUAUUGUAAUCUUCGGUGAAUACUGAUUAAGAAUGAGUGGUCGCAUUAUAGACAAUCCUGAAGAAAUGGAAACGGACAUAUCAAGAGUGGCUUCCUCACGGAGGCAUGGAUUGUCAUAUGUUCACAAAGUGGGAGUUCCUCCGAAACCAAACUUACUGAAGGAGAUCACUGAAACUGUGAAAGAAACUUUCUUCCAUGAUGAUCCAUUGCGCAAUUUUAAGAACCAAUCUAAGACAAAGAAAUUACUCCUUGGCAUUCAAGCUGUGUUCCCCAUUCUUGAUUGGGGAACGUCUUAUAAUUUCUCCAAGUUUAAAGGUGACCUUAUUGCUGGCCUUACUAUAGCCACUCUCUGUAUCCCUCAGGACAUUGGCUAUGCUAAACUUGCUAAUUUAGAUCCUCAAUAUGGGCUAUAUAGUAGCUUUGUGCCACCGUUGGUUUAUGCAUUCAUGGGAAGUUCAAGAGAUAUUGCGAUUGGGCCAGUGGCUGUGGUGUCUCUUUUGCUUGGAAGUAUGCUUCAGCAAGAACUUGAUCCUGUUAAGCAAAAACUGGAGUAUCAGCGCCUUGCUUUCACUGCUACAUUUUUUGCAGGCAUUAUACAGUUCGUGCUUGGAUUUUUCAGGUUGGGUUUCUUGAUUGACUUUCUAUCUCAUGCUGCCAUUGUUGGGUUCAUGGGUGGAGCAGCCAUUACUAUCAGUCUUCAACAACUUAAGGGUCUACUUGGCAUAAAGAAAUUCACUAAGAAAACUGAUAUUGUUUCUGUUAUGAGAUCAGUUUUUGUUGCAGCACAUCAUGGGUGGAACUGGCAGACUAUCGUGAUAGGACUAUCUUUCUUGGCUUUCCUUCUAGUCGCCAAGUUCAUCGGAAAGAGGAACAAGAAAUACUUUUGGGUGCCUGCAAUUGCACCAUUGAUAUCUGUUAUCCUAUCGACACUCUUUGUGUUUAUCUUCCAUGCUGAAAAACAUGAUGUCCAAAUUGUAAGACACAUCAAUCAAGGGAUCAAUCCUCCAUCAGUGAAGGAGAUCUAUUUCAGUGGUGAAUAUUUAACCAAAGGAUUCAGAAUUGGUGCAAUUGCUGGUUUGGUAGCACUAACGGAGGCUAUAGCAAUUGGAAGAACAUUUGCAGCAAUGAAGGAUUACAAUUUGGAUGGAAACAAAGAAAUGGUAGCUUUAGGAACAAUGAAUAUCGUUGGGUCAAUGACAUCCUGCUAUGUGGCCACUGGAUCCUUUUCUCGUUCAGCAGUCAACUAUAUGGCUGGAUGCCGAACGGCAGUCUCAAAUAUUGUCAUGUCUUUAGUUGUGUUGCUAACUUUAGAAUUGAUCACACCGUUGUUCAAAUACACGCCGAAUGCUAUACUGGCUUCCAUCAUCAUAUCUGCAGUUAUCGGGUUGAUAGAUAUCAAGGCAAUGACUCUUCUGUAUAAGAUUGAUAAGUUUGAUUUUAUUGCUUGCAUGGGAGCCUUUUUAGGGGUGGUCUUCCAGUCUGUUGAGAUAGGCCUCUUGCUCGCGGUUGCUAUAUCAUUUGCCAAAAUCCUCCUCCAAGUUACAAGGCCUCGAAUUGCUGUUCUUGGCAAGGUCCCUAGGACAAGUGUUUACAGAAAUAUACAGCAAUAUCCAGAAUCAACAAAGGUCCCUGGCAUUCUUAUUGUGAGAGUUGAUUCUGCUAUCUACUUUUCCAACUCCAAUUACAUGAGGGACAGGAUACUAAGAUGGCUAACCGAUGAAGAAGAAAUACUAAAAGAAACUAAUCAACAGAAGAUCCAAUAUUUGAUAGUUGAGAUGUCACCUGUUACUGAUAUAGAUACUAGUGGAAUUCACUCAUUAGAUGCUCUGUUUAAGUCACUCCAGAAAAGAAAUGUUGAGCUUGUGCUGGCAAAUCCGGGGACAAUGGUGAUUGAGAAGCUUCAUGCAUCUGGUUUUGCAGACAUGAUUGGAGAAGAAAAGAUUUUCCUCACAGUGGAAGAUGCUGUCAUGACCGUUGCUCCAAAAAUGGAGCCUUGAAUAUAUUCACAAAAUACACACUACAUUAACCUGUCUUUUGCUUUGAGUGAAAAGUAUACAACAAAAUAAAUUGGUAUCAAUUGUUUAACUGAAAAAAAUUCAUGCUCUCUAUAUCAUGGUUGAUGGGAAAUUUGUAAAUCUCCUUUUGGUUAGGCAUUGUAAAGCCUUUAUUUAUUUUGGUUUCCCCCCCCCCCCCCCUUCCUCACAUAUGUAUCGUUCUUUCUUUUUAACUCCAUGUAUCCUCUGGCGGUGCCUUCUUUCACAUUCGAGUGCUGCUUAUUGGCUAUCAGAAUUGUGUUACAAGCUUGAGAAAUACACCAAACGUUUUCAUGUGUUCUAAUAAUCUCUUAUGC
Messenger RNA from Solanum dulcamara, 2443 nucleotides. RefSeq names its product sulfate transporter 1.3-like. Bases 126 to 2090 code for a protein of 654 amino acids. Gene Ontology annotation, biological process: transmembrane transport. Gene Ontology annotation, cellular component: membrane. The record is from RefSeq and is a predicted model, not a curated record. NCBI's taxonomy places the organism in Eukaryota, Viridiplantae, Streptophyta, Magnoliopsida, Solanales, Solanaceae. The transcript has 14 exons. Gene Ontology annotation, molecular function: secondary active sulfate transmembrane transporter activity.